CCCCCCCCCCCCACACACACACACACCCCCCGGCCCAGGCCGCGCAUGCUCGGGAGCCGCCGCCGCUCACCACAAGAUGUCCGCCUGCGGAGCCAGCCGGCAGAUGCUCCGGACUGUUGCAGGGCGUGGGUGGAGAUCCUGGUCUAGUAAACCUGCUCAAAACGUACAUACGAGCAAACCCGGAGCUGGCUUUAGCUUUGAACUUACUGAUGAACAGAAAGAGUUUCAAGCUACUGCUCGUAAAUUUGCUGUGGAGGAAAUUAUGCCCGUUGCUUCACAAUAUGACAAAACUGGAGAGUAUCCUUUUCCGCUCAUAAAACGGGCUUGGGAACUUGGUCUUAUAAAUUCACACAUACCAGAAAGCUGUGGUGGUCUCGGCCUUGGCAGUUUUGAAGCAUGCCUCAUUACGGAAGAGUUAGCUUAUGGAUGUACAGGGGUUCAAACUGCCAUUGAGGCAAACUCCCUAGGGCAAAUGCCAGUAAUCAUUGCAGGAAAUGAGCAGCAGCAGAAAAAAUAUUUAGGAAGAAUGACAGAGGAGCCAAUGAUGUGUGCUUACUGUGUAACAGAACCUGGAGCGGGCUCCGAUGUGGCUGGUAUACAAACAAAGGCUGAGAAGAAAGGAGAUGAGUAUGUUAUUAACGGCCAGAAGAUGUGGAUCACAAAUGGUGGGAAGGCAAACUGGUAUUUUUUGCUAGCUCGUACCAAUCCAGACCCAAAAGCUCCUGCAAGCAAAGCCUUUACUGGAUUCAUUGUGGAAGCAAAUAGCCCUGGAAUCCAAAUUGGAAGAAAGGAAAUGAAUAUGGGUCAGCGCUGCUCUGAUACAAGAGGUAUAGUCUUUGAAGAUGUAAGAGUUCCGAAAGAAAACGUAUUAAUGGCUGAGGGAGCCGGCUUUAAAAUUGCAAUGGGAGCUUUUGAUAAGACCAGACCACCUGUAGCAGCUGGUGCUGUUGGGUUAGCAAAAAGAGCACUUGAUGAAGCUACUAAAUAUGCUUUGGAGAGGAAAACCUUUGGGAAACUGCUUGUUGAACACCAAGCGGUGUCUUUCCUGCUUGCCGAAAUGGCGAUGAAAGUGGAGCUGGCGAGGAUGGCUUACCAGAGGGCUGCGUGGGAAGUCGAUGCCGGCCGCAGGAAUACCUACUACGCUUCCAUCGCAAAGGCGUUUGCGGGUGAUGUGGCAAACCAAGUCGCUUCAGAUGCAGUGCAGAUUUUUGGAGGAAACGGAUUUAAUACCGAAUAUCCUGUAGAAAAGCUAAUGAGAGAUGCUAAAAUCUACCAGAUUUAUGAGGGAACUGCUCAGAUUCAAAGGGUGAUCAUAGCUCGUGAACAUGUUGCCAAAUACAAGGCUUAAAGAAACGUAUCAAGCAUGUCUGGUGCUGCUGUAGUGUUUGGUGCUCUCAUGGAAGAUUUGAGUGCAUUUCUCAAUACAACUAGAAAGGUGUGGAAAAAUCUCCUUUCCUUCAAAAUCUUUUGAUUGUGUACACAAUUAAGCACUACUUCUGUACUCCCCAUCAAUUUCCUCACUUCAUUCCUUCUGACUAAUAAUCUUGGUAUUUUCUAAACGUUUCUGAAUUCCAAGGUGAUUGGUUGCCUUUGCCCACCCUCUUUCCCUUAAAUCUUUGGCUUUUGGUGGGAGAAGAGGUAGAAACCCUCCCUGUAAAAUUUUAUGAUUAAAACCAAAAUUCUGAUACCUUUUUUUUUUUUUUUUUUGGUGUCUGUGAAGGCAUCUAGCAUGUAACAAAUAAUUGGAUUUUAGGUGUUUCUGUAUUCUUUAAAAUUACACAGUUUUGCUCUCACUGUUUUAUCACUAGAGUUUGGUUAGAUAUGAAAUUAGUAUAUCUCAGGGAAAUUUAAAAAAGCUGUUCUGCUUCCUCAGGAAUACCGUGUUGCAGUACACUCUCCCUAGGUCACCACUUUGCCAAGAUAAACGUAACACUGUGGUUUUGUGGCCUCUAGAAACUUGCAUCUUUUAAAAAAAUUGAAAGUGUCUACAUCUUGCCUUCUGGACCUUUCAGAAACAUGCAUUUUCAUAGAUUACAACACAGAUUGGUGUUAUUUUUCUCACCUGGUAGCCAGAUUACUACAUUUUAUACACGUUCAUGAGUCAGUAUGAAAAAAAAAAAAACACUAGUUUUUGUUUUCAUAGAGCUUCUUUUCAGUGACUUAACCAUGUUACCUGAAUGUAGCAAAGACAGAAAUUGUCAUUCAGUGUGUUUAUCCCUGUGCCACAAAGGAACCUGUCAUAUAUAUGAAGAAAAUUCUUGGGUUUUUCAUGCCUUAAGCAAGACUUCUCUACGGACGAAUGUUAAGUACAGCUCUUGAGAAAUACAGAUACAUGUUUUUACCGCAGAGGGGAAAAAAGAAGUAUGAUAAUUAAAUUUUAAACAUGUUUUCACCUUAACUGAUCCCACGCGAAAGAACCUGUAGGGAACAGCUUUAUUUUAAGGUAUAACAAUGCUGUUCUAAUCCUGGAUACCCAAACAGCCAAGUACAGUAAAGGGCAAGGAAUGAGAACCUCACAGCACAGUGGUCCUUCACUGUAAAAAUGAGACGAUCAACAUGUUAUCGCUAGCAUUCAUUGCUGCGUUCUAAUAAAAAAAAAAACCUAUUUAUAACCA
Messenger RNA from Tyto alba (common barn owl), 2615 nucleotides. RefSeq names its product acyl-CoA dehydrogenase medium chain. Gene Ontology annotation, molecular function: medium-chain fatty acyl-CoA dehydrogenase activity; flavin adenine dinucleotide binding. The record is from RefSeq and is a predicted model, not a curated record. The coding region runs from base 77 to 1348 and encodes 423 amino acids. Lineage: Eukaryota; Metazoa; Chordata; Aves; Strigiformes; Tytonidae. Gene Ontology annotation, cellular component: mitochondrion. The transcript has 12 exons. Gene Ontology annotation, biological process: fatty acid beta-oxidation; medium-chain fatty acid catabolic process.